UGGUCGCGGGACUCAAAAGGCCGAACUCACUAAAAACGAACAAAAUUUAUUUAGCAUUUACCUCGGACCCAAAACGCAGCCCUUCGAACGAACCUCCUUAUUCGAGCUGCGAUUUGAAUUUCGAUUUAGUUUUUUUUUUCUAUAGUUGUUGUUGCUUCAGACUGGCAAAUAUUUGAAUGAAAUCAAUGUGUUGUUUGUUUGCACCCGUAAAUCGGGCUCAUUCGCAGAGUGCCCAUUGAAUUUAGUGCGAUUUUGGACAGAGAGCGAAUCUAUUUCGGAGGAAGAAGCAUGCGGGAUUUUUCAUUCGUUUCGUUUGGAUGGCGUUGAACCGUAACAAUUUCGAGUUGAUUUUUUUUUAUUGAUAAAAGAAUAUCCAACGGUAACGCGCGCCGCGGCCACGUUCAAUCGCGAAAAACGAAAAGAAGCAACCCGUAAAGUAACAUACACACACACACACACUCAACAUGGACAAACAAAAAGACUCCAUUUCAAAUGACUGAAACGAAAAGCCUAUAAGUUUCGGUGUAAUGAGGUCAAUUUCUUUGCAUUGAUGAUUUCCAUUUGCGGUUGUGUUUGUGUGUAUACGAGACAGAGAGAGAGAGAGAUAGAGUUUAUCGGUGUAUGUGUGUGUCUGUGUGCGAUUUAAGUGAAACUUAAACGAGUGGUAUAUAUUCAUCGAUGCUUUUUGGGACAAAUCAAAUGCAUUGAACGACAAAAGAGCGAAAAAAAAGGUUAUCGAAAAUCGGGGUUCCGCCAACACGUCGUCAUCGGUGGUGAUCGUCGUCGACGGCGAUUGUGCAAAAAGAAAAGUGAACAUAAACAACUUGCUGGAAAAGCGAAGGGAAAAAAAAAAAACUAGUGAUUAAAGUUGUUUCAAGCACCAAAAACUAAGUUUCAAUGUGAAAUUCCAAUCGAUCCGCCUUUUGCAUUCUCCUUUGAUUCGGAGACACAAGUACUCAAGCGACACACAUUCAAAACGCAACGAAUUAAAGAAAAAAAAACCGAAAAAAAACACAAACAUUUUGUCGCUAAUUCGUUGGUGAGAGAAAAAUAUAGACACAAACCAAAAAAAAAAAACCAAAGACACUUACUUAUUUUUCAUUCUAUGCUCUCGGUGAAAAACGAACAAUUUCAUACGGUUUUGCCUUAAUCCCCCUACAUCAUUAACAAAAAUACAAAAACUCAUUCCAUUACAGCGUUGUUAACAAUAAAAAAAAAACGCCACAUUCUCAUUUCAAUCAAACGCAGCUAACACAUUCAGAAGAGAGAAAAAAAAGUACCGUUCCGAACCAAACAAUUGACCGUUUGCCGCAAAACAGAUAUUAUGCAAUUUUCUUUUUUGAAAGUAGCGCAACAAGAACUUUAAAAUCGAAUGUAAAUUUUUUUUUUAUCAAGAACCAAAAAAAAAGAAGAGAAAAUCAAAUAACGAAACGACAGACCAAAGCACUAAACAUACCAAUUAAAAUCAAACACAUACACACGAUUUUUUGAAUAUGGUUUCUGGCCCUCAAAAUAACCAUCGUGAUACUGAAGAGGCCGAUGCACAUGCUGAAACGAACGUCAACACAUCUGAAGUGGAGCAGGACGAUCAAGAAGAAAUUGACGAUCAAGAAGACGAACAAGACGUGAUUUACACGGAAGACGAUUCCAACAAUAAUCCAGACGCUGAACACUUAGAGGAUACGCACGGUGGUCGCAACAGCGAUAACAAUACACGUAGCAUGCCGAAUGAAAAUAUCAACGAUGCAGCCAAUUCAACACAUGAUGCACAAAAUCAAGAUAAUCACACAUCCGUUGGACAUCACAUGAAAAAUAGCCCAUCGGAUGAAGAUUUUUAUGGCGGACCGUCAACAGGUGGUUUUGGUCAUCAAUCCGAUGGUAAUCCGCGUGGUAUGCAUAUGCACGGUCCCGAUAACAUGAGUGAAAAUUCAUCGCAGGCACCGGGUUUGGUGCGAUCAAAAUCACGAACCGAUAUGAGUGGUGCAAGUAGUCGAUACCAGAAUCUAUCAUAUUGGAAAGCCCGUCGUUUGAUCUUCUAUCGAAAUGGUGAUCCAUAUUUCCCAGGCGUUGAAUACCGUUUUAAACCGGGUCGUGAUGUGAAUAGCUUAGAGUCAUUGUUGGAUAAAAUUUCGCCGAAAAUGGAUUUGCCACGCGGUGCACGGUACGUAUUCUCAAUGGAUGGCGAUCGAAAGUACACAUUGGACGAACUGGAAGAUGGGGCUUCGUACGUUCUAUCCUCAUUGAAAGUUUUCAAGCCAGCCAGUUACGGUAAAAAGAACGGCAUGUGGUAUGCAUCGCCAGGAAAUCAAGGUUGGGGCAAUAAAUCAGCCGCACGCAAUUCAUCGGUUUUGGAUGCAGACAUCACACCAAACGCACCAAACGUACUCAAACCGAGCGCGGGCCGCGUCAUUCGCAUCGUCAACAAUUUGGAUCAUAAUGUUCAGUGUCGAGUUUUACUCAAUUUACGAACAUCACAGCCGUUUGAAGAAGUGUUGGAGGACCUAGGGCAAGUAUUAAAAAUGACCGGUGCAAAACGUAUGUACACCACGACGGGCGAUGAAGUGCGAAGCUUUUCACAGCUACGUAAUGAAUUUGCGGAUAUUGAAACAUUCUACCUGGACAGUAGUGCAACGGCAAUUGCACCAAUUGGAUCGCCCAUUCGACGUUCACGAUCACGCAAUAAUGUGUCGGCGGCAGCAACAGCCGCGGCAACCGUUUUACAUGACGAACCAAUUAAACCGUCCGUACGACAGAGAGCCCGUAGCAAGAGCCGACCACGUGUGCUGUAUGCACCGGAAAAUGAAAUUGCAAACCGUGGCAGUGCCGAUUUUACCGCAUUAGACAUUGCCAAAGAGGAUCCAAUUAAAUUGAACAUACGCGGUUUACGUCGUACAUUCUAUCCACCAAUACAUCAUCCACCUGUUGAUAAUACAGCACCAGAUAAAAAAUUACAAUUGCAAUGGGUACACGGCUAUCGUGGAUUGGAUGUACGUAAAAAUCUAUGGGUUCUACCAUCUGGGGAAUUAUUGUACUUUGUUGCUGCUGUUGCCGUUUUGUAUGAUCGCGAUGAAGAGACACAAAGACACUAUACUGGGCACACAGAAGAUAUUAUGAGCAUGGACGUGCAUCCCUCACGUGAACUGGUAGCAUCAGGUCAACGGGCGGGUGCCGACCGUAAAUCACAAGCACAUGUUCGCAUUUGGAGCACUGAAUCACUUCAAACACUUUACGUCUUCGGAAUGGGCGAACUGAAUGUUGGCGUCACGGCAGUUGCUUUCUCUCAAUUGAAUGGUGGUAGCUAUAUACUUGCGGCUGAUGCCAGUCCGGAGAGUGUGCUAUCUGUGUGGCAGUGGCAAUGGGGACAUUUAUUGGGAAAAGUUUCGACAUUGCAAGAGAAUUUAUCUGGUGCAGUUUUCCAUCCGUUGGAUGAUAAUUUGAUUAUAAGUCAUGGACGGGGUCACCUAUCAUUUUGGCAUCGUCGCAAAGAUGGUUUCUUUGAGCGAACGGAUAUCAUAAAGCAGCCAUCGCGAACGCAUGUGACAAGCGUUCAAUUCGAGCCAGAUGGCGAUGUUAUUACAGCCGACACCGAUGGCUUCAUCACAAUUUACAGUGUUGACGCGGAUGGAGCUUAUUUUAUACGAAUGGAAUUCGAAGCGCAUAGCAAAGGCAUAAGUUGCUUGGUAAUGUUGUCCGAGGGAACAUUGUUGUCGGGUGGUGAAAAAGAUCGUAAAAUUGCCGCUUGGGACUCGUUACAAAAUUACAAACGAAUCACAGACACAAAACUACCUGAAUCGGCCGGUGGAGUACGCACAAUUUAUCCGGUUCGACCGGGUCGCAAUGAUGGCAACAUUUAUGUUGGUACCACGCGUAAUAGCAUCGUUGAAGGUUCACUCCAACGACGAUUUAGCCAAGUGGUGUUUGGUCAUGGAAGACAAUUGCUUGGCUUGGCCGUACAUCCAGAGGAGGAGAUUUUCGCAACAGCCGGUUGUGACAAAAACAUUGCCUUAUGGCGUAAACAAAAACUUUUAUGGACUUGCCAUUCCGGUUACGAAUGCGUAUCCUUGGCAUUCCAUCCAUUUGGAUCAGCACUGGCGGUUGGCAGCACCGAAGGACAUUUACUCAUAUUGAACGCAGAAAAUGGCACCAUUAUGAUCACAUUGAGAGUUUGUGGCUCGCCAUUGAACUGCAUUAGCUAUAAUCAAGUUGGCGAUAUGAUUGCAUUGGGAUCACAAAAUGGUUGCAUUUAUCUGUUCCGGGUUUCGAGAGAUGGAUUUUCUUAUAAAAAACUAAAUAAAAUUCGAGGAUCACAGCCUUUACAGCACUUGGAUUGGAGCAUAGACGCAUUCUACUUGCAAUCGGUUACAGUCGAUUUUGAUCUUCUGUUCUGGGAUGUAAGAUCGUUGUCACCUGAACGCAGUCCAAUCGCUAUGAAGGAUAUCAAAUGGUUGACACAAAAUUGUACGGUCGGAUUUUUGGUUGCGGGUAUGUGGAACAAUCGAUAUUAUUCGAAUUCAUCAACAACAAUUACGACAUGUAAUCGAGCUUCUGGACACGAUAUGCUGGCGUCUGGUGAUGCAGAAGGCUACAUUCGCUUGUUCAGAUAUCCGUGCAUCAGUAAUCGCGGUGAAUAUCAUGAGACGAAAACAUAUUCGGGUGCAAUUGGUAGUGUACGAUUUUUGUAUGGUGAUCGAUCGUUGAUUACGGUGGGUGGCACUGAUGCAUCGUUAAUGAUUUGGGAUUUGAUUGAAGAAUAACCUCGGUGGGCGGCGUGGCGCAGUUCAUAUGUAGAGCCACAGCAGCACCCACAAACCGUCCUAGAAUCACAACGUUCAUUUAUUGCAUCUCCCGUAUGUACCGAUAGUAUAAUGCCAAACAAAUGGAAUACCAGGAACGAGCGACGAGACAGUUCACCACCACCAACGAUCAUGUAUAUGGAAAGAGAUAGACAUCGAAAUCAUCAGCGCGACCGAGGCUCCCAUUACUUAGACCAUCGAAUAUUUUCACCGAACGAUUCAUUUUCCAUAGUUGACUUCGAUUGAUCCAAUCGUUGAAUGGAAGUUUUUUUCUCUCUCCAAUCGUUCCAAUUGAGACGUCAUCAAUCAACUCAGCAUAAUCCUGUUUUCUGUGUUCAAGCGAAAGAUUUCCGAGCUACGGUGAUGUCAAAUGAGAGUCGCAACCAAUAAACGCACCGAUAAUAACGCCGUUCUUGGAUCUGAACCAAACAAAAAUGGCUCUUCCAAAGUGUGAAGCACCACACACACUUUUUGCACCAAACAAAUUUGAAUAUUACCCGUUAAUAAUUGUUGCAAGAGUCAAAAAUACAGAAACAUUCAGUUUAACAAGAACAAAAGAAAACGAAGAAGAAGAAGAAGAAGGACAUUUUUUACGAAACACAAUAUUUUCCGACCACGACAUUUUUAAUGAAAUAUUGUCGUCGAUCAACCAAAAUCAUCGUGUUCAAGCUCAAAAUGAAUCGAUGAUCACACCCACACACACACACACUCACACACCAAGGAAUCGUUAGUCAUUUCCAUCUAUUUGAAUAAGAUUUUUUUUUUGCUAAAUGCUUCAAUGAACUUUGCCUCUUUUCUCAUACGCGCUCGUGCAUCGUCCAGCUUCCAAUCAAAAUCAACGUUUUGAUUUUGUUUUAUACUUUUGUCUCAACACAACCAAAAAAAAACAACAAUUUUAAACCAAUUUUCUCAGAAAAAAUCUUUUCGGCAUUUCGAUUCCAAACGUAAAACAAAGUGUGACAAGUAGAACAAUCUCAACCAGCUUUAAUUUUGUCUUCUGAUUAAAUCGUCGUCAUCGAAACACAUACAGGUCACACAUGUGCUUCAUUCAUCCAAGCAAUGGUCAUGAUUUAGAUAGACAGAGAGGGUGAAUCUCUCUCUCUCUCUCUCUGUUGAGAAAGUAUUGAAUCAAUUUUCAAUAUUUUUGGUAUGCUCACCUUGAUUUCCUUCAAUUUGUGCUUCCUAAACGAUUGUUUUUUCUUCCAUUUUCAUCUUUUGUUUUUUUUUCAAUUGUUUUUGUUUCAUUUGCCGAAUUUUCCGAACGGAAAAAACUCACAGAACUCUUUGUAUGACACAGACAAACUUGAAACGACUUUAAUCAUGACACAUACACAUUGCUUUUGAAACUCAUUCCAAAACUAUCAAUGAACAACAACAAGAAACAAAGCAAUUAUACCAACUGUAGCAUUUAAGCAAUUAGCUGUGGACCACUUCUCCUGUCUAUAGCGCCAGUCAACAUCAUUUUCAUUGGAAAUGAUACGAAACUUUUUCACUACACUUCCAUCUUCAUACACCAAAUAAUUUAACGCCGAUCUUUUUUCGAAGCAUUAAUUUAUUGAUUUAUUUCCCUUUUGUGAUUUAUUCGGUUGAAUUUGAAUUCUUCUGUUGACCUUUUCUUUUCCUGACCAAAACUAAAACAACGAACAAACAAAAGUAAAUCUGAAUCACCGCAAAAAAAUAUUCCUUUCGGACGGGAGAAUUACGUAAAACAUGCAAAUCAUCUCUCGCACCCUUGUCUCACUAGUGUUAAACAAUUUUGUUUAAACUUUGAUCAAAAUAAAAAUGAACUUAAUUAAACCAAA
Molecule: messenger RNA, 6595 nt
Organism: Sitodiplosis mosellana (orange wheat blossom midge)
Lineage: Eukaryota; Metazoa; Arthropoda; Insecta; Diptera; Cecidomyiidae
Gene: DCX-EMAP
Product: echinoderm microtubule-associated protein-like CG42247
Exons: 13
Coding region: 1494-4754 (1086 amino acids)
Biological process (GO): intracellular signal transduction; microtubule cytoskeleton organization
Cellular component (GO): mitotic spindle
Molecular function (GO): microtubule binding
Source: RefSeq, a predicted model, not a curated record